Anisakis simplex (herring worm) is the source of this 975-nucleotide messenger RNA. The record is from the annotation of a GenBank genome assembly. Lineage: Eukaryota; Metazoa; Nematoda; Chromadorea; Rhabditida; Anisakidae.
AUGCUUGUGAUUAGGAAGUAUUUUUCAUUGAAUUUCAUCGGGGAUCCCGAGCAGUUUCGUGAAGAAAUGAGGGAAUGUCCGAAAUGUCGUACCAAAGAGUACACAAACCGUUCCAUGGUUAUGAUGAUAAACGAUUGCGGACAUCCAUUGUGCAGAAAUUGUGUCGAAAGUUUAUUUGCACGGAACAGUGGACCAUGUCCGCAGUGUGGAAAAAUUCUAUGGAAGAAGGGAUUUUGGGAGCAAAUUUUCGACGAUCCAGUCAUUGAGAAAGAAAAUAGUAUUAGACGUAGACUGAAGAAGAUAUACAAUUUGAAACGAGAGAAUUUUCCAAGUUUACGUGAGUAUAACGAUUAUUUGGAACGCAUUGAGACCAUGGUAAUGAAUCUGGCACACGAUAUUGACGUUGAAGAAACGGAAGCAGAAAUCAGUCGAUUUAAAAGUGAAAAUGCCGAGUUGCUGGAAAGAAAUAAGAAGAAAUUAGAUGAAGAUCAGCUCUGGAUUCGGCAAAUGUUAGACGAAGAACGUUUAUCAAAGCAACGAACCGUGGAACGUUUCCGUGCUGAGACAGCAACGCAAAAAGCUGCAACUGGAACAAGCGCGAGAGCAAUAAUCAACGAGCUGAAAGAUUCCGAUUUGCCGGCAGAAGUGAUUUUGGAUCGACAACGGAAGAAACUUAUUGAGGCCGAACUGGCUGAGAAGGAAGAAACAGCACGUAUGAAGAAGAAGAAAUUCGAAUCUCAGAAACAAACUGCUUCAUUCGUCUCGUUGAAUAUCACCGGUGCGCCGUUUGUAUAUCAUGCACCUGAAUUGCCCCUAAACGGACCUCCACUACCCGACGCUGAAGUGCUCUCACAAAUGGGUUAUUUACAACAUAUUCGAUCGGUGAGUUCGACGAGGUUAGCAGGCGGAUAUACUGCAGAAACUGGAUGUAUGAGGGCUUUGUUUGAGUCGAGAAUUGAUCUGUUUAAUUUUUGA